Molecule: messenger RNA, 1055 nt
Organism: Acanthoscelides obtectus
Lineage: Eukaryota; Metazoa; Arthropoda; Insecta; Coleoptera; Chrysomelidae
Source: the annotation of a GenBank genome assembly
AGUGAUUAACCCAGAGGUUCGAUCUUGUUUAAGUUCAAAUGCAGUUAAAGCGGAUACAUUCCUCUGUAAACUUCAAUUACAUCUGGGAUAAGUGCACUGGCCGUCGGCUUCGAUAAGCAAUAUGAAAUAACGAAAUCGAAUUCUACAGACGAAACACGAGCUGAUUUGGAAAGAUGCUGUGCUCCACUAAAAAUAAUCGCAGAUGUUUUUCACGCGAUUUCUCUUCAUCGUCGUUAUUCCAUUCUACCAUUUUUGGAUGGCAACGUUCGCAAAUUUUCUGAUACUUGCCCAAUUGAUAAAUUUUUAUUUGGAAAAACAUUUCCGGACCAAUGGAAAUCCGCAAGUGAAGCUCAACGAUUAGGCUUUUCAAUCAAGAAGAAGGAAAAAGCCCUAGGAUCAGCAUCUUCCAACCAGUCGUCUAUAAGAAAUUGGAGCCCAAGCCAGGUCCGUCGAGGGUCCCGUCGUCUUUAAACUCCCGGCGCCAGCAACACAAAUCUCGCAUGAAAACGAGGAGGAGAGGUUUCGUUCAGCAAGGUCAUACCGGAAGCAGUAGACAAGACGCAGUCAUUAAUUUUUUGAGUGAUCAAUUUCAAAACAGUUGCUCCUACUCAACACUUAACUCACAGAAUUUUCAAUCAGAGACCGUCAAGACCUUAGUACCAAUCAACUUGGGAUCCUCAACCAGUUUUAGAGUACUUAUCUACCUUGUAUCCCUUAACAGAAAUAUCUUUAUAGCACUAGGCAUGCAGCUACAUCUGCAGCCUAUAGAGCUGGAGUCUCUAUUGAAAUGAUAAGAGAGAGGGCUGUUGGACGCAAAAAUCAUAAAUCUUUUCUAAGUUUUAUAAUCGCCCUCUUGUAAUGAUGUUACGGCCUUUGCUAAAGGUAUCUUGAGUUAAGCUCAGUUUAAUAUAUUUUUUUUAUGGAUUAAUAGAGUUUGAUCAAAUUCUAUACUACUUUUUGAAGAGAGAGUAGUGAACUGUUCAUAAUAUAAUAAUUUGUAUUAGAAGAUAGUAUUAUUGAAUUGUUUUGUUUAGAUUCCUCUAUUAGAUCUUUAC